UAUAAAAAUCAAAACAAAACGAUUUCGAACAGAGUGAAGGAAACCAUUCAAAAUGAAGUGCGUAAUUGGAGUUCUGGUUCUUGCAUUUUGCGCCACUGCGUAUCCCAACGAUCUGGUUCCACUGGGCGCCUCAACUAGUUAUUAUGUCUCUACCACCAAGAAAUCGUUUAUAGGAGCAUGGAUAAACUGCAAAACAGGUGGUAUGGACUUAGCUAGUGUGACUACUGCAGCAGAACAGGCCGAGUUGAAUACUACAGUAGGUUCAGCUACUGGUGAUGGUGAGGGUUAUUGGUUAGGUGGUGUAGCCGAAAACGUAUCCGGUGAUUGGUAUUGGUCAGACUCAGCUCGCAGGGUGAUCUACACCAACUGGGGCACAGGGCAACCCAGGGACUACGGAAGCGAAGGCAAGGGCUCCUGCAUCAGACUGGGCAAUUUUUACGGUACUUCGCAGCCCCUUCUGUGGCAAGCAGUAUCCUGCGAAUAUAAAUUAUACUUUAUCUGUAAAUACACUAGUAGCUGAUUUGACCCGAAUGUGCUUUAGCUUAAGUUUAAUAAAAACCAUAUUUUUAAAAUAAA
This is a messenger RNA of Sitophilus oryzae (rice weevil), 576 nucleotides long. RefSeq names its product perlucin-like. Gene Ontology annotation, molecular function: signaling receptor activity. The transcript is spliced from 3 exons. Bases 53 to 520 code for a protein of 155 amino acids. The record is from RefSeq and is a predicted model, not a curated record. NCBI's taxonomy places the organism in Eukaryota, Metazoa, Arthropoda, Insecta, Coleoptera, Curculionidae.